GAUAAAUUGUGUGGAUUUUGGGGCAAACACCAGAAAUUUGAGUAUACAUUUGCACUCUCGUAAGUUUGUGAGGUACUCUACUUGUGGUGGGAGAGAAAUUUGAGUAUCAAAUUCACCCGGCAAAUUCUCAAAAAGAGUGUGAUCCGUGUGUCUGUAUUUGUUCAGACACACUAAAAUCUGUUCAGUUUCUUAUCUUCCAACUUCCAUGGCUUUUUCUAUGAAUCUGCACGCUCCGCUCUCGUUUUAUUCGCCGUCAUUUCCACCUGCCUCUCCCUUCUUAGCUUCUAUAGGAGUUUUCCCAGGAAACAAUCUCCGGAAUGGGAAGACACACCUGCGAACUUGUAGAGCCAUGGUUCAGCAGACUGUUCAAGGCGGAGCAUCAGCUGCUUUUGCUAAAGAGAUGGAAAGGCUUUCUGCUAAGGAGUCUUUGCUUCUUGCUUUCAAAGAUGCUGGAGGAUUUGAGGCACUAGUAACAGGAAAAAUUAGGGAUAUGCAGCGGAUUGAUGUCAAUGAGAGGAUAAUUGGACUCGAGCGACUCAAUCCCACCCCUCGCCCAACAACGUCUCCCGUUUUGGAAGGUAGAUGGAAUAUCAAGUGGUUUGGUUCUGGAAGCCCUGCUGCUAAUGUCGUGCUUGAGAGGUUCCCUCCAUCAUUGGCAAAUUUAUCAAGGUUGGAUGUCCUGAUCAAAGAUAGCUAUGCAAAUAUUACUGCUAACCUGAAAUUGCUUAACUCGAUUGAGAGCAAUUUUAUACUCUCUGCCAAGUUAUCUGUUGAAGGCCCACUGAGAAUGAAAGAAGAAUAUGUUGAAGGGAUACUUGAGUCACCAAAGGUCAAUGAAGAAACUGUACCUCAAGUACUAAGAGGUGUUUUUGGACAGGCGAUGAGCAGUGUGCAGCAACUUCCUGUUCCUGUUCCUGUUAGAGACGCAGUGUCCAGUGGGUUAAAAAUUCCACUUGGUAAAUAUCGAAGUGCAUAUGGUGGGAGCUUUCAAAGAUUAUUUAUUAUCUCCUAUCUUGAUGAAGAUAUUCUGAUUAUUAGAGAUAGCAGUGGAUUACCUGAAGUCCUUACAAGAUCUGAUUCAGUC
Molecule: messenger RNA, 1084 nt
Organism: Cuscuta europaea
Lineage: Eukaryota; Viridiplantae; Streptophyta; Magnoliopsida; Solanales; Convolvulaceae
Source: the annotation of a GenBank genome assembly